Carlito syrichta (Philippine tarsier) is the source of this 4854-nucleotide messenger RNA. RefSeq names its product jagged 2 (gene JAG2). Gene Ontology annotation, molecular function: calcium ion binding; Notch binding. The record is from RefSeq and is a predicted model, not a curated record. Bases 1 to 3735 code for a protein of 1244 amino acids. NCBI's taxonomy places the organism in Eukaryota, Metazoa, Chordata, Mammalia, Primates, Tarsiidae. Gene Ontology annotation, biological process: Notch signaling pathway; axon guidance; cell communication. The transcript is spliced from 29 exons. Gene Ontology annotation, cellular component: signaling receptor complex; plasma membrane; cell surface.
AUGUGGCGGGCCAACGCGUGUCCCUUAUGGCUCUUUGCCCUGCCAGCCGGCCAGUCAGCAGUUUCGUCAGUGUUCCGGGAGGGGGCCAACGGCCUGCCCCUGGGUGGGGGGUCGCAGGGUGGCAGUGUGUUCGGGGCACUUCCUCCCGUCUUCUGCCAUGUGGCUCAGCUGCCAGACUGUAGCCCAAAAGGCUGGCAGAACAGGGAUGAGAGACUGCUGUUUGAGGAGGGGGAACUGAGUCCUGGAGGACAGCCCUGGGGGAAAGAAGGGGCUGUGGCCAGCAGGUGUAAGGACCCCAGCUGGCGGGCGGCGGGGGGCCCCCCAUGGGCAGGCGGGCAGGCGCACGUCCCUGCGGGAACAGGUGUCCAGAAGGCAGGUGUAGAAGAGGGGUUGCUGGGGGGCAUGGCUCGCUCCUUCACCCUCGUCGUGGAGGCCUGGGAUUGGGACAAUGACACCACCCCAAAUGAGGAGCUGCUGAUUGAGCGGGUGUCACACGCUGGCAUGAUCAACCCCGAGGAUCGCUGGAAGAGCCUGUAUUUCAGUGGCCACGUGGCACACCUGGAGCUGCAGAUUCGCGUGCGCUGUGAUGAGAACUACUACAGCGCUACCUGCAACAAGUUCUGCCGGCCACGCAAUGACUUCUUUGGCCACUACACCUGCGACCAGUAUGGCAACAAGGCCUGCAUGGAUGGCUGGAUGGGCAAGGAGUGCAAGGAAGCUGUGUGCAAACAGGGGUGUAACCUGCUCCACGGGGGCUGUACUGUACCUGGGGAGUGCAGGUGCAGCUAUGGCUGGCAAGGGCGGUUCUGUGAUGAGUGUGUUCCGUACCCCGGCUGUGUGCAUGGCAGCUGUGUGGAGCCCUGGCAGUGCAACUGCGAGGUCAACUGGGGUGGCCUGCUCUGUGACAAAGACCUGAACUACUGUGGCAGCCACCACCCCUGCGUCAACGGGGGCACGUGUACCAAUGCAGAGCCCGACCAAUACCACUGCGCCUGCCCUGAUGGCUACUCCGGCAAGAACUGCGAGAGGGCUGAGCAUGCCUGCGCCUCCAACCCAUGUGCCAAUGGGGGCUCCUGCCAUGAGGUGCCAUCUGGCUUCGAAUGCCACUGCCCAUCAGGCUGGAGUGGGCCCACCUGUGCCCUCGACAUUGAUGAGUGUGCCUCGAACCCAUGUGCAGCUGGCGGCACCUGUGUAGACCAGGUGGAUGGUUUCGAGUGCAUCUGCCCUGAACAAUGGGUGGGCACCACCUGCCAACUGGACGCCAAUGAGUGCGAAGGGAGUCCGUGCCUUAACGCUUUUUCUUGCAAAAACCUGAUUGGCGGCUAUUACUGUGAUUGCAUCCCGGGCUGGAAGGGCAGAAACUGCCACAUCAAUGUCAACGACUGUCGCGGGCAGUGUCAGCAUGGGGGUACCUGCAAGGACCUGGUGAACGGGUACCAGUGUGUGUGUCCACGGGGCUUCGGAGGACGGCACUGUGAGCUGGAGUGGGACGAGUGUGCCAGCAGCCCCUGCCGUGGGGGUGGCCGCUGUGAGGACCUGCCCGAUGGCUUCCGCUGUCACUGCCCCCUGGGCUUCUCUGGGCUACUCUGUGAGGUGCACGUGGACUUCUGUGAUCCCAGCCCUUGCUGGAACGGGGCGCGCUGCUACAGCCUGGAGAGUGACUACUAUUGCGCCUGCCCGGAGGACUUUGGUGGCAAGAACUGUUCCAUGCCUAGGGAGCCGUGCCCUGGCGGGGCCUGCAGAGUGGUCGAUGGCUGCGGCUUGGAGGUGGGGCCCAGGUUGCCAGGUGCGGCACCCUCCAGCGUGUGCGGCCCCCAUGGGCACUGUGUCAGCCAGCCUGAGGGCAACUUCUCCUGCAUCUGCGACAGUGGCUUCACUGGUGCCUACUGCCACGAGAACAUCGACGACUGCCUGGGCCAGCCCUGCCGCAACGGAGGCACGUGCAUCGACGAGGUGGAUGCCUUCCGCUGCUUCUGUCCUAGCGGCUGGGAGGGCGAGCUCUGUGACACCAAUCCCAACGACUGCCUUCCUGAUCCCUGCCACAGCCGCGGCCGCUGCUACGACCUGGUCAACGACUUCUAUUGUGCGUGCGAUGAUGGCUGGAAGGGCAAGACCUGCCACUCACGUGAGUUCCAGUGCGACGCCUACACCUGCAGCAAUGGCGGCACGUGCUAUGACAGCGGGGACACCUUCCGCUGUGCCUGCCCACCUGGCUGGAAGGGCAGCACCUGCACCGUGGCCAAGAACAGCAGCUGCCUGCCCAACCCCUGUGUGAACGGGGGCACCUGCGUGGGCAGUGGGGACUCUUUCUCCUGCAUCUGCCGGGACGGCUGGGAGGGCCGCACCUGCACACACAACACCAAUGACUGCAACCCUCUCCCUUGCUACAAUGGUGGCAUUUGUGUGGAUGGCGUCAACUGGUUCCGCUGUGAGUGUGCACCCGGCUUCGCGGGUCCUGACUGCCGCAUCAACAUCGAUGAGUGCCAGUCCUCACCCUGUGCCUAUGGGGCCACAUGUGUGGAUGAGAUUAAUGGAUACCGCUGCAGUUGCCCGCCAGGCCGAGCCGGUCCACGGUGCCAGGAAGUGAUCGGGUUUGGGAGGUCAUGCUGGUCCCGGGGCGCUCCAUUCCCACAUGGGAGCUCCUGGGUGGAAGACUGCAACAGCUGCCGCUGCCUGGAUGGCCGCCGGGACUGUAGCAAGGUAUGGUGUGGGGGGAAGCCGUGCCUGUUGACCAGCCAGUCUGAUGCUUUGAGUGCCCAGUGCCCGCCAGGGCAGAGGUGCCGGGAGAAGGCCCCAGGCCAAUGCCUACAGCCACCCUGUAAGGCCUGGGGGGAGUGCGGCCCCGAGGGGCCCCCACUGCUCAGCACUCCCUGCCUGCCACGCUCCAGCCACCUGGACAACAACUGUGCACGCCUCACCCUGCGCUUCGACCGAGACCAAGUGCCACAGGGCACCACCGUGGGCACCAUCUGCUCGGGGAUCCGCUCGCUGCCAGCCACCAGGGCCAUGGCACAGGACCGCUUGCUGGUGCUGCUCUGUGACCGGGCGUCCUCAGGGGCCAGCGCUGUGGAGGUGGCCCUGUCCUUCAGCCCCCCACGGGACCUGCCUGACAGCAGCCUGAUCCAGGGUGCAGCCCAUGCCAUUGUGGCCGCCAUCACCCAGCGGGGGAACAGCUCGCUGCUCCUGGCUGUCACCGAGGUCAAGGUGGAGACAGUCAUUGUGGGCAGCUCCUCCACAGGCCUGCUGGUGCCUGUGCUGUGCGGCGCCUUCAGUGUGCUGUGGCUGGCGUGCGUGGUCAUCUGCGUGUGGUGGACCCGCAAGCGCAGGAAAGCACGGGAGCGGAGCCGGCUGCCACGGGAGGAGAGCACCAACAACCAGUGGGCCCCGCUCAACCCCAUUCGCAACCCCAUCGAGCGGCCAGGUGGUGGCCUGGGUGGUGGCGGGGGCCACAAGGACGUGCUGUACCAGUGCAAGAACUUCACGCCACCGCCACGCCGGGCGGAGGAGGCGCUGCCUGGGCCAGCGGGCCACACAGGCAGUGGGGAGGAUGAGGAGGAUGAAGAUCUGGGCCGCGGUGAGGAGGACUCCCUGGAGGCGGAGAAGUUUCUCUCGCACAAAUUCACCAAAGACCCCGGCUGCUCGCCGGGGAGGCCGGCCCGCUGGGCCUCAGGCCCCAAAGUGGACAACCGUGCAGUCAGGAGCAUCAAUGAUGCAUGCUACACCGGCAAGGAGUAGGCAGUGGCACCAGCCGGGCCGGGACCCAGGACCCUUGCUGGGCGCCAUGCCACCUGCCAGGCCUGGAGGCCGAGGCCAUGUGCAUAGUUUCUUUAUUUUGUGUAAAAAAACACCAAAAACAAAAAAACAAAUGUUUAUUUUCUACGUUUCUUUAACCUUGUAUAAAUUAUUCAAUAACUGUCAGGUGGGAAACAAUGGAGUAUUCUCGGAUAGUCGCUAUUUUUGUAAAGUUUCUGUGCGUUGCGCUCGCUGUGUGGCAGGAAGGAGCGAGGGUGUCUGCAUUCUCACCAAGUUGUACACCAUUUGUUCCCAGAGGUUGUGCACUGUUUACAGAAUCUUUCUUUUUAUUCCUCACUUGGGUUUCUCUGUGGCUCCAGCCCAAAGAGCUGGUGAGACCCAUGGCUGUUGGCAUGGUCUAUGGCCAUCAGUGGGACCCAUGGCUGGUGGCUUGGCCGUCAGUGGGACUCGUGGCUGGUGUGGCCUGUGGCCAUCAGUGGGACCCAUGGUUCUUGUUGUGACUCGUGGCUGUCAGACCCAUGACUGAUGGCAUGGCUGUGACUGUCAGUGGGACUCCAUGGCUGAUGGUGUGGCUGGUGGCCAUCAGUGGACCCGUGGCCGAUGACAUGGCCUGAGGCUGUCAGUGGGACCCAUGGCUCUAGGUGGGACCUGUGGUGGUCAGUGUGACCCUGGUUCUUGAUGUGGUCCUGGUUGCCGGCAUGGCUCGUGGCUGUUGACAGCACCUGUGGUUGUCAGUGGGGCUCAAAGUCAUCGGUGUGGCCUGAGGCCAGAGCGUAGACCCUCAUGUGCUCACUGGCCAGUCCGUCCAGCCUGCCAUCUGUGCUUCCUCCUGCCCAGGACGCCUGCUCCAGAGAUCUCUCCACUGUGCUUUCAGAAGUGCCCUUCCCACUGCGCGGUUCUCUCUCCAGGACGGCGGCAGUAUUGAAGCUUGUGACAAGUGCCUUCUCACAGACCCCCUCGCAGCCUGCUGUGGGCACCAGGAGCUGCCCACCUGCCGGCCCUGACCACCCUCUCGUGAAAGUGCAUUUGUGUAAAUAUGUACAUAUUAAAUGAAUCACUCUGUAUAUUUGAUUUAAUAACUUAAAUGUUUUGGCCUCCCUG